This is a messenger RNA of Dendrobium catenatum, 716 nucleotides long. RefSeq lists its product as uncharacterized. The transcript is spliced from 2 exons. Lineage: Eukaryota; Viridiplantae; Streptophyta; Magnoliopsida; Asparagales; Orchidaceae. Gene Ontology annotation, biological process: translation. Gene Ontology annotation, cellular component: ribosome. The record is from RefSeq and is a predicted model, not a curated record. Bases 81 to 521 code for a protein of 146 amino acids. Gene Ontology annotation, molecular function: small ribosomal subunit rRNA binding; structural constituent of ribosome.
UUUGGUUAACUUUGUUGAAGCCGCCGAGGAGCACAGGCAGAAAAGGCAAAAGAGGGGAAUUAGGAAGAGGAGCAGGAGAAAUGCCGCUAUACGAUUGCAUGCUGCUUGCGAAGACUUCGGUGAAGAAAGAAGCGAUUAUGAAUCUGGUCGCUCGAUUGGGCAAGCGCAUUUUCCAGUGCAACGGAGUCAUCACCGACAUCAAAUCCUUCGGCACAGUGCAACUCGGCUACGGUAUCAAGAAGCUCGAUGGCCGCCACUUUCAGGGUCACCUGAUGCAGAUGACAAUGAUGGUUCCACCCUCUUUCCCCAAGGAACUCCAGUACCUAAACAAGGAAGACCGUCUGCUUCGUUGGCUUAUUGUUAAACACAGGAACACAGUAUAUGGCUUGGAAGCCAUUAAUGAUGAUGAGGGGAAGGAUGAGCUGAGCUUGUUCGGCUCCGGCAGCUUAUACAGGAAGACAGAGGAGGAUGGGGAUGAUGAUGAGGAUGAUGAUGACGACGAUGAAUAUGAACAAGAAUAGAGCUGUAUGUAUUUUCAGAGCCUUAGCUUUUUCUUGUAGAUGUUAAGCAUAUAAUAUUGUUUCAUUUGGUGAGAACUAAUAUUCCUGAUAAGCUGAUGUUUAAGAACAAUCCUAGACUUAAAAGCCUGAUAUCGGAGCUUUUAUGUCUGCCAUCAUUCACUACUACUUCCAGGAAAAAAAAAGUUUUUUUAGGGA